Ornithorhynchus anatinus (platypus) is the source of this 1283-nucleotide messenger RNA. It is a transcript of the gene ERGIC3, whose product is annotated as ERGIC and golgi 3. Gene Ontology annotation, cellular component: endoplasmic reticulum membrane; Golgi membrane; COPII-coated ER to Golgi transport vesicle. The coding region runs from base 32 to 1198 and encodes 388 amino acids. The record is from RefSeq and is a predicted model, not a curated record. The transcript has 14 exons. Lineage: Eukaryota; Metazoa; Chordata; Mammalia; Monotremata; Ornithorhynchidae. Gene Ontology annotation, biological process: retrograde vesicle-mediated transport, Golgi to endoplasmic reticulum; endoplasmic reticulum to Golgi vesicle-mediated transport.
CGGAGCGGAAGGGCCCCGGGGAGGGGCGGCCAUGGAGGCUCUGGGGCGGCUGAAGCGGUUCGAUGCUUAUCCGAAGACCCUGGAGGACUUCCGGGUCAAGACCUGCGGGGGGGCCACGGUGACCAUCAUCAGCGGCCUCCUCAUGCUGCUGCUCUUCUUCUCCGAGCUGCAGUACUACCUCACCACCGAGGUGCACCCAGAGCUGUACGUGGACAAGUCCCGGGGAGAUAAGCUGAAGAUCAAUAUCGACGUGGUCUUUCCGCAUAUGCCCUGCGCCUACCUGAGCAUCGACGCCAUGGACGUAGCCGGGGAACAGCAGCUGGACGUAGAGCACAAUCUGUUCAAGCGGCGGCUGGACAAGGACGGCCGCCCCGUGACCACCGAGGCCGAGCGCCACGAGCUGGGCAAAGAAGAAGAGCAGAUAUUCGAGCCCAACUCCCUGGACCCCGACCGCUGCGAGAGCUGCUACGGGGCCGAGUCGGAGGACAUCAGGUGCUGCAACACGUGCGAGGACGUGCGGGAGGCCUACCGGCGCCGCGGCUGGGCCUUCAAGAACCCGGAUACCAUCGAGCAGUGCAAGCGCGAGGGCUUCAGCCAGAAGAUGCAGGAGCAGAAGAACGAGGGCUGCCAGGUGUACGGCUUUCUGGAGGUCAACAAGGUGGCUGGAAACUUCCACUUCGCACCCGGGAAGAGCUUCCAGCAAUCCCACGUCCACGUCCACGCCGUGGAGAUCCACGACCUGCAGAGCUUUGGACUCGACAACAUCAACAUGACGCACUACAUCGAGCACCUCUCGUUUGGCGAGGACUACCCUGGGAUCGUGAACCCCCUGGACGGCACGGACGUCUCCGCCCCCCAAGCGUCCAUGAUGUUCCAGUACUUCGUGAAGGUCGUGCCCACGGUGUACGUGAAAGCGGACGGGGAGGUCGUGCGGACGAACCAGUUCUCGGUGACGCGGCACGAGAAAGUGGCCAACGGGCUGAUCGGGGACCAGGGGCUGCCCGGAGUCUUCGUGCUGUACGAGCUGUCGCCCAUGAUGGUCAAGCUGACGGAGAAGCACAGAUCCUUCACCCAUUUCCUCACCGGCGUCUGCGCCAUCAUCGGGGGCGUGUUCACAGUGGCCGGCCUCGUGGACUCGCUCAUCUACCACUCGGCCCGAGCCAUCCAGAAGAAGAUCGAGCUGGGAAAGGCGUCGUAGCUUGGGACCCGCCCCGGUCACCCCCGGGGCCCGGAGGGACCGUGUCCGGCCUCGGGGGCGCCGGCCGGCGUUCGGACGGGCCCAC